Molecule: messenger RNA, 1915 nt
Organism: Bactrocera neohumeralis
Lineage: Eukaryota; Metazoa; Arthropoda; Insecta; Diptera; Tephritidae
Gene: GV1
Exons: 5
Coding region: 317-1300 (327 amino acids)
Source: RefSeq, a predicted model, not a curated record
CGAUCACCAACAAACGCUCAGUGUUGCUCGUGUCGCCAAAGCGCCUUGUCACGCUACGUCGUGUUGUCUUUUAAGCGUCGCUUACGAUUAUUUCUGCAUUACAAUCAUUACAUUUUUAAUCUAUUUCUAAGUGUAAUUGAAGGCCUUAAUCAAUUGUGGAAAUAAGUGAACGUAACAAUUUAUAAAAAAUAAAAUAAUUGAACAAACAUAAAUUUGUGCAAUAAAUAAUAUAUCGACUCAAUUAAGUAAUUUAUUAAGAGCUCCGAAGCAUCUGGUCGAAUUUCUGGGUGGAUUUGACGAUUACAUAAACUUUAAAAUGUUCACACAAUCCACAUACGCGCUGGUCACGUGCCUCAUUUCAAUUAGCUCGGCGAUACGUGUCGAUUUCAAUACGAACAAGGGUCCCAUUGUGCCGCCAACACCACGUACAACGGUACGUCCGCUGCCGCCGUUCCGUGAGCCCGCGCCCGUCUGGGAGGAUCAAAGCAAUGAUAUACCGAACCCGAAUCCAUACACCUACAUUUUACCGCCACCGUCGCGACCACGUACAACCGGCAAUAAUGUUGGCAACGCCGGUCAAAGGCCACUGCACUACUAUGGCAACCUCUUGCUGCCCUCCAACGAGAAUGCCUUCACCCAGCAGGGCAGUACGAAUGUGGGCGGCGGCAGCUUGGCAGCGAAAUAUAUACCGAAUGUCGGUAUACGGUACACAGCGGUGGUGGCGCCUACCUAUAACAGCAACAACCACAAUAUCAACUACAAUAACAACAAUCAAGCCAAUCGCAACAACGGUGGCGGCAAUUACUUCGACGUGAACAAUAAAUUGCAUGGCAAAUACUAUAAUGCCAAAACGAAAAAGUACAAGGCAUACGAGAAGGUCAAAUACGUGCCACAAAACUAUUAUCCACUAUCUGCAUUGGCACUACCCAUCGAAAAACCUUACACAAACGCAUUCAAUCAAGAACAGUUGAUACGCACACAACAGUUGCCACAAAUUGCCGCACCAAACGCCUUUCGGCCAGUUGAAAAGGCAGCAACCGAAGCGCAGCUACACAGCGCAGCAUCAAUCAGGCAAAAUACCAUAAGCGCAGCCGCAACAACACCUUUAGCUGCCAACACGGCUGUGCCACAAGCCAAGUGGGCGCACGAGAAAGAUCAGCCGCUGUUGAAAGGCAAGUCCCUCCCCGAAUCCAGCAAAGCACAAGCGCAGCUACCAAUUACUUCAACAACAACAACCACGAAACUAAACACAUUGGGAGGUCAACAGGCGAACGCAAUCUCGAGUGCGAAGAGCAGGUGAACGUGCAAUGUAGCAACGUUACAGCAACACAAAUACAAAUUAAUUUGAGGAAAAAAGUUUUGAAACGCAUUUACACCGACAAAAAGCAAAAAUUUACUUCAAAUUUACAAGUCAUCAGUUACUUUGAAAUAUAAAUUGAGUAUGUAAUAUAAAUUUACUUUUACAUACAUAACCGUUGUAAUAUUUUUUAUUGCAUUUUGUAAACUCUGCCAACUGCCUGUCAUUGUGCGCUGCAUUUGAGGCGUUCAGUGAAGAUUAACUAAUUCUUAGCUGUUACCACAUGAUCAAGUCCCUUUAGGGUCUAUCAUUUUUUUUUUUUAAUUUUUGCCUUGCCAUAAGAAAGCGACAACGAAAAUUCAUAAAUAUUUUAAUAUUUUUUAACUCAAACUGUAUUGUUGGUAGCGCACAAUACACCGUUAUAUGAAAUUAUAUAAAUAUAAUGUUAUAUAAAAAAAACUCGAAAACAAACACCGUGUACCAAUUGUAAUCGUACUAGUAAAUACGAAUGCUAAAAAUAAACGAAUGCUUUUUUUAUGAAAAGUAAUUGUAAAUAAAUAAUAAUGUAUAAAUAAGAAAACGAGCAAUAAAACUGAAUAAAUAUAUACUUUUACAAAA